GCCGCCGCCCCCUCACCUACGUUGUUCAAUAACACUUUCCUUAAUAACAAUAAGAAAAUCCAUCGAAUAUAUUCUACAUUGUCCAUUUUAAAGGUUAACAUUUUGCAUAAAGUCAUUUUCAGUCAUUUCUUUUUGUUUUUCCCAAAAUUUAAACGCAUAUCCCUUGUACGAUGGUGCUUAUUAAUGGGGUGAAGUAUGCUUGUGAGAGGUGCAUACGAGGUCAUAGGGUCACAACAUGCACCCACACAGAUCAACCCUUAACUAUGAUCAAACCAAAGGGUAGACCAGCUACACAAUGUCAACACUGUCGAGAUCAACGGAAAAUGAAGAACUUACAUACUUCUUGCACAUGUGGUAAAAAAGGGAAACCUCCAGGAACUCAUUUGGCUUCGUGUGCUUGCCAUAAAAAUUCACAUUGUACUUGUAACCAAACCCUGAAAAAGACUGGCACUAUUAAUGGUAAUAUACAUCAUAUGUCCGCUUCGGAACGUGCAAAGAAGAAAUCUUUAAUUAAUGCUGCAAAUGCUGAUAUUAAAAAGAAGGCUUCAGAGACAAACUUUACUCCUAGCGACUCUCCUCAAAGUCAACAGAGUCAGAAUCUAAAUCAAGAACAACUGCAACCAGAAACUCCAUCGUAUUCUUCAUAUUCAAAUCCAAAUCUGAAUUUUGUUAUUGACGAUAUUGUCAUUCCUUUUGAUGUUGGUAAUGGAUUAUUUGACUUGUUUUCUCAUCAUUCCGAUGGUAACUUAACUGAUUAUAAUUCGCAACGGUCAACCCCAUCUCAACAAAUUCUUCAAAAUGGAUCUUCUAUUAAGCAUGAACAAAAUAAUACUCCUAGUACGAAUAACGACUUUAAUGAUGAUACUAAUUCCCAAUAUAAUCUUGAUGCAAUCAACCAACCAACCAAUAGUAACACAAAUAUCGCCAAAAGCAAUAGUAUAGACACCAAUAGCAACAAUAACAAUAACAACAAUAACACGGACAGACUGCAAGAUGAUUUUUCUCCAAAUAAAGGAAUAACGAAUCACUUGAGUCCCACUGAAAUAGAUUUGGUGGAUCAUAUGUUUCCAUUAUUUCCCUUGGUUGGAAAUCAAAGUUUUGAGAGUGAAAAUCAACCAUUACUGACUAUUCCUCAAGAGAUUAUCAAACCAAGCAAGCCUCCACCUCCACAACAACCAAAACCAAUGCGACCUACGGUCAUGACUCAUAGCAGCAGUCUUCAAAAUGGUAUGGCAUCAUCAGUUAAUUCCAUCAACAGUGUAGCAACUUCGACAAGCACAACUGGGAAUCAUAAUCAAUUCACAUCAGUACGACUCAAACGUCCUGAAAGUGUUUUGUCUAUAACUUCAAAUUCUUCCUCACGAUCGUAUGAUGUUGUUGGCAAUCCAACAGCUUAUAACCAAGGAACAUUUAUAAGUGGAAGCUUACCCAUGUCUUCAACAUCAGCUGCAUUCCCUCCUUCAGAUGCAUUCAAUAAUUCAAAUAGCAAUGACGACAACUUUGGGCACCAUCUGCACCAUUUUGGUAGAACUGGAUUAGGGUCAACAAGCAAUAUUGGAACCCAAUUGACUAAAAUUGAAUCGGAAUUGUACACGGAGAGCUUCUUUGAUGAAAAUAUGGAUAGUGUUAACAUUAAUCAACCUAAUUUGUCAGCAUCGUCUUCAGUACCUAAUUUUUAUGGUGUACAAGAUAGUGCUCCUGCCAAUGGCUCUGUUCCUGAUUUGACAUUUGCCAAUAAUAACGAUUCAGUAUCUGACUUUGGAUAUGACAAGGCUUCAUCAGUUCCUACCAAUCCCUUGGAAUAUGAUAUACCAUUGUAUCAAGAAAUGUUUACCCCAAUAAUGGGAUCAAAACCGUAUGUAUUUGAUCAAUUUAAUGAUUAUAAGGAUCAACUGCACCAACAAAAACAACUGCCCAUAACUUCACAAGCAAAGUCAUCUCCACUAAAACAAUCCCCACAAGGCCAACAAGCCCAACCAUAAAAGUUAUCACUUAGUUAUGAAAACCUAUAAAAUAUAAAAACAUCUCGCGAUAUAUUCUUUUCUUGUGUAUUAAAGCUAUAUAUUAUUUAUUAAUAGAUUUUUUCGAUUCUGCAUCUAUUUGCAAAUUUUGUAAUCGCGUGAUAUUUGAAUCCAUCGUAAGGGCACUUGUGGUAUUAGUUGGUUGUUUUUGUAUAUGAGGCUCAGCAGGCUCAUCAUGUAAGUAUAUCGAUAAUAUUUCAUCUGGUAUUUCAAGAAUUGAUUUAGAUUGCAUUUCUUGAAGUCUAGCAAGUCGAAGAAUAUAUUCUAAAAGGGAAAGUGGAUUACUUGCUUUAACGUUAAUUUCCUUCUCCGCGGUUUCCUUCUGGUCUUCCUCCUCCUCGUCGUCGUCGUCUUCAUCGUCGUCAUCAAAUUCACCUUUGUUUAAUUCGCCUAAUGCUAUCCAUUCUUCUUCUUCUUGGUCAACCAACUUAAUAAUUAACACAGGCGAAUUUCUUUCUUCAAGACGCAAUAGCUUUCCUGAACCGGUAAAGAACAUCCGCUCAAUUAACUUCAAAUCAAACUCUCUCUUCAGGGGCUUGUCGUCAUCUUCAUGAUAUCUUCCAUCAUUAAAAUCCUCGAUUAUUUGCAACUUGUAUUCGAACUUCCCCUUCCCCUUAACAAUUUUAACCAGACUUCUAGCAUAUGUUUCUUUCCAACUUAUAGAUUUCAAGUCGUCAAAUUCCUCCCCUUCAACAUAUUUCAAUCUACUUGGAUUGUAAAAUAUAGUGUACAUCACCAAAUCAAAGCCGGGCCCAAUCUGGUCGCCCUUGCUGUUAUUUAAAUAAUUGGCAGCUUGAAGCAAUCUACCUGGUGAUACAUUCUUGGAAUUGGUUUGUCCUGAAAAGUUCACACCCAGAGUAAGUAAUGCCAAAUUAAGAACGGGGAUAGCUUCAUUUAUAUCUUGUAAAAGCCUAUUCAUAUAUUUCUCAACCUUUUCAGUAGCUUCAACUUCGUUCUUGCUAUUUAGCCCUGUAAGUAUCUCACUCAAAUGGUCGUCAAAUUCUGUGAAUUGAGCAUGUAACUCAUCAAUUAACUCAAUGGUUGAAUCAAGGAUCGAACUGGAACGUGCAUUGGCAAGUUUUAUAAGUUCGAUUGUAGGUGUUAGUAUCUCAAUUUUUAAGUGUAACUUACGUCGUUGCUUUUCGAUCCGCAAUUGUUGUGCCAGUUUUGGGAUUUGAGAAAUGAAACUGGUAAUUGUUUUAAUGGCAAAUCCUGAAGCAAGAGAGAUCCCUGAUCUGAUAGCAAAGCUCACUGCUUGAUUACUUGCUUUUGCAAAGAUUUCAUCCAUAUUGAUUAAAGC
Spathaspora passalidarum NRRL Y-27907 is the source of this 3321-nucleotide messenger RNA. RefSeq names its product Cup2p (gene CUP2). NCBI's taxonomy places the organism in Eukaryota, Fungi, Ascomycota, Pichiomycetes, Serinales, Debaryomycetaceae. The record is from RefSeq and is a predicted model, not a curated record. The transcript has a single exon. The coding region runs from base 474 to 1982 and encodes 502 amino acids.